Molecule: messenger RNA, 2090 nt
Organism: Theobroma cacao (cacao)
Lineage: Eukaryota; Viridiplantae; Streptophyta; Magnoliopsida; Malvales; Malvaceae
Product: bHLH transcription factor RHL1-like
Biological process (GO): regulation of transcription by RNA polymerase II
Cellular component (GO): nucleus
Molecular function (GO): protein dimerization activity; RNA polymerase II cis-regulatory region sequence-specific DNA binding; DNA-binding transcription factor activity, RNA polymerase II-specific
Source: RefSeq, a predicted model, not a curated record
GGCAAUGAAGCGAACUCAAAAACAAAGCUAGCUCUCGCCCUUUCCCUUGUAUUUAAUAAUCCUUAACCCAAAGAACAGCGAAGAGACUCGUUCCUUCAUCUUCACUCUUCAGCAACGAGCAAAAGCGAAGGAAAAAUCGAAAACAUUCGAAGCCCAGGGGCCUCUCUCAUGUUCCCUCUUGGGUUCCUCUCUCAUCGGUUUCCAUUUCUCUAGAAAUCCCUGACCCCGGAAUCAAGCUAGAAACACUUUCACCAACUCUAUCUUAUUCAACUCUUUCAGUCUUUUUGUUUUUUGUGUGGGAAUUAUGCAGCCUUGUAGCCGGGAAAUGCAAGCAAUGAACUCGCUUCUAAACCCAGCCCAACAAAUUCCACUCCAAGACCUUCAGAACAACGGCAACAGCAACGGUCACCAACAGAUCCAAAACCCACAGUUCGAUCCCACAUCGUCCCACGACGACUUCUUGGAACAGAUGCUCUCGACCCUCCCUUCUUGCUCUUGGUCCGACCUCAAGUCGCCUUGGGACCCGCCUAAAGCCGAUGAAACGGGUGGUGCUAAUUUGGACAACAAUGUUGGGUUCCACUACGAUGAGAUUCUAGCUUCCAAGCUUAGACAACAUCAAAUCAACGGUGGAGGAGGGUCUUCUCCCGCUACUGCAGCCAUGAAGAUGAUGAUGCAACAGCAGAUGAUGUUAGCAGGAAGAGCCGCCGCGGCCGCCGCUGCUGGUGGUGGUGGAGGAGGAGGAGGGUUGACUAUGCCCUUGUCUUUGGGGAGUUCUGCAGCUGGGUCUCAUCAGAACGACAUCGUUGAUGGGUCUUCGUUUAAAUCCCCUAAUCAUCAGGGAGGAGAGGGUUCCGUGCAAGCUUUGUUUAAUAGUUUUGGUGCUGGAUCUCUGCAUGGGACAAAUCAGUCAUCGAACCAGCCUCAGCAUUUUCACCAUCCUCAGGGAGGGACUAUGCAGCUGGCACAAAACUUUGGAGCUCCUGCAGGAACUGUGAUGAACCAAAGCCAGGCAAUUGGUUCCACGGGGGGUACACCGGCUCAACCAAAACAAAGAGUUAGGGCUAGGAGGGGUCAAGCUACUGACCCCCACAGUAUUGCCGAAAGAUUACGCAGAGAGAGAAUUGCAGAGAGAAUGAAAGCUCUACAGGAACUGGUUCCUAAUGCCAACAAGACAGACAAGGCUUCAAUGCUUGAUGAGAUCAUCGACUAUGUCAAAUUCCUCCAGCUCCAAGUCAAGGUUCUGAGCAUGAGCAGAUUGGGCGGUGCUGCUGCUGUUGCUCCCCUUGUUGCGGAUAUGCCCUCUGAGGGUGGUGGUGAUUGUAUUCAAACCAGCGCCAACGGUGGGUCCCUUCCGCGCAAUUCUAACGGCAACCAAACGUCGUCCAGUAACGACAGUUUAACGGUGACGGAGCAGCAAGUGGCGAAGCUGAUGGAAGAGGACAUGGGCUCCGCCAUGCAGUACCUUCAAGGCAAGGGCCUUUGCCUCAUGCCCAUCUCCCUCGCCACUGCCAUUUCCACCGCCACGUGUCAUUCCAGGAACCCCAUGAUCAACAACGGAAACGCGAACAACGGCGGCAACCACCCGCUGCUUCAAUCAACCGGCGAAGGGCCUUCCUCACCUAGCAUGUCGGUGUUGACUGUCCAGUCAGCCACGAUGGGUAACGGCGUUGUCGACGGUUCCGUUAAAGAUGCCGCCUCCGUUUCCAAGCCUUGAUAACGGCGUUGACCAACUUUGGGCUCGGUUGAAAGGAAGAAAAAAAAAAGGCUCAUCAAAAGGGAAGAAUGUGGAGGGAAUUCAACGGCCGCUGAAGUCUAUGAAAAUAAGGUGGUCUUGUCUUUCUUUACACGGCGCCGUAUUUACUUGGACUUUGGCUAAAGCCUAAAGCUAACCUCACCUACACCAUCCUCAAAAGAAGAAACAACAAAAAAAACAAGGAGGAGAAGAUCAACCCAAUCACCAGAGCAACUUUUAUUAUUAUAAUUAAAUAAUUUUUAAGUGUUUUUGGUUUAGAUUCUCUGUAUUUCAAUCUAUUUUAUAGUAUUUUUUUUAUAAAAAUUUGAGCUGUUCAAUGUAAUUUUUUACUUGAUGA